Messenger RNA from Bombus pascuorum, 2195 nucleotides. Its product is annotated as ATP-binding cassette sub-family G member 5. The record is from RefSeq and is a predicted model, not a curated record. The transcript has 5 exons. Lineage: Eukaryota; Metazoa; Arthropoda; Insecta; Hymenoptera; Apidae. Gene Ontology annotation, molecular function: ATP hydrolysis activity; ABC-type transporter activity; ATP binding. The coding region runs from base 257 to 2131 and encodes 624 amino acids. Gene Ontology annotation, cellular component: plasma membrane.
AUGGUUACGUUUUACAUGCGAUGUUCACUUCUCUAGCCGCAGUGUCAGUUUAUACAUCGUUUUGUCCAUCCUACGUGCUUUCCUGGAGUGCAAUCCCCGUGACCAAAUACUAUUUUACUGGAAGAACCAUUGUUUCUCCGUUCUAACAAAAUUUCAUCUUCGAGAUUUGUAGUAUACCAUCAUAUACAGUCGAGUAGAAACUAAGUUUGUCUUCUUCAUCAAAAGGUCGUUAUGAGAUAAUUCAGAAAGAUCCAGGAUGAUCCCAUCGGAUUGUACUCUCGAUAUCUCCAAUGUGUUUCAUUCCACUGCUGUAGUCAUUGAAGGAAGUUGUUUGAGUAAGUCGGAACCUACUGCUGUACUGAGAGACGUGUCCGCCCGAGUUCACGGUGGCGAGGUGUUAGCGAUUUUAGGCUCCAAGGGAUCUGGAAAAAGAGCUUUGCUCGAUGUCAUCGCUGGAAGGGCGGAGGGAGAAACUAGGGGUAGAGUCAGUCUAAAUAACAAUUUAUUAACUCCAGAAUUGUUUAGACGACAUGGUGGAUAUGUUGCACACAGGUGUCAUCUAUUACCUAGUCUAACAGUUCGACAGACACUGACCUAUGCCACAUGGCUUGCCAAUUUAAACAACAGGGAAGCCAGAGUUCGACAAACUCUAGCUGAUCUGGCUUUGUCUCAAGUUGCAAAUAGAUCGGUAAAUGAUCUGACGAAACCAGAAUACAGAAGACUAAUGUUGGGCGUACAAUUGGCUAAAGAUCCUACGUUGUUACUUCUGGACGAGCCCACAUGGGAUACCGAUCCCUUAAACACGUAUUUAAUCGUGUCUAUGCUCUGGUCUUACGCAACCAGAAGAGGAUCCAUCGUUGUCCUAACGAUGGAAACUCCUAGAUCGGACGUGCUACCUUUCGUGAGUCGCGUGACUCUCUUAUGUUUGGGGGCAGUUGUCUAUUCGGGGCCAACUAGAAGUAUGUUGGACUAUUUCACUUAUAUCGGUUUCCCAUGUCCUGAACUCGAAAAUCCUUUGAUGUAUUACUUGUGUUUAUCAACUGUCGAUCGUCGCUCGAGAGAUCGUUUCUUAGAAUCUAAUCAGCAGAUAUCCGUUCUGGUUGAAAAGUUCAAAGCCGAGGGUGUUAUUUACAUGAAAGAGGCGCCUCAAGUGCCACCCAAUAUUAAAGAUACAUCUUUAGGAAUAAUGCAUAAAGGUUUAGGGCGUGGAAUUAAACCAGGAUGUUUCUCCACUUUGUUUGCCCUUUAUUUAAGUCUGGCAACGACAUUUGCCUUCAAUAAAUCUGGCUUAGGGCACUUUGCUGCCAGACUACUAUUGUUACCAUUCUCAAUAGCUUUAAUGAGUAUUUUGUAUUCGCAUUCGACUCCUGUGCAAUCCAGAAUAUUUCUACAAACAAGUGGUCUUGUCUUCAAUGUGGUAACUCUGUUCUAUGUUGCUGGAAUAGCAUGCACAGCUCUCCUCUUUCCAGGAUAUAGGGCUAGAUACUAUCAAGAAAAAAGAGAAGGUCUAUAUGGCGGAGCUAUGUUCUUGACCGCAUAUGCAUUACUGAGCUUGCCAUUAAGUUUUGUGUCUACCAUGAUCACCAUUGGUAUCCUGACACCUAUUUUAGAGCUAGAUUUGUCUACCUGGGCUUAUGCCUGUGGUGUUUUAUGGGCCAGUUAUGUGGCAGCAGAACAAAUAACUGUUGCAGUGUUCAUGGUGGUUGGUAGACCCAUUACAGGUGCAAUAAUGGUGUUAUACAUGACAUUGGUGUCUCUGGUAAUUGCAUCAGGAACCAUCAGAAGUCUGAAAGGCCUGCCGUAUUGGCUUGCAGCAGUUUCCACUGCAUUACCUGCUAGGUACGCAUCAUUGGCUCUAAAUCAAUUAGCCAUUGAUGUGCCUACAUUUUUAAAUUUGCAUUAUAAUGAAAGCUUCACGUGUCCUGGGAUACCAGAACUGUGUAGAUAUCCAGAUGGGAGAUCGUAUUUAAUAGAACGUUUCACCCGCGAAGGCGAAAAUAUUUCAGAAGUAUUGAAUGUUGACUUAAACUUAUUAAUCUCUCUGGCUUUUGCUGUCGGACUGAGUAUAUUAAACAGUGUUCUGUAUUUAUUACCACUUCCAGCAAAAGUAAAAGCCAAAUUUAGAGAGUAGUUUCUUUAAUUGUAGGUCUUAGACCGAUAGAAAUAUAAAAGCAGAGCUUGUUCUCUUUUUGGAA